This is a messenger RNA of Fusarium venenatum, 4479 nucleotides long. Lineage: Eukaryota; Fungi; Ascomycota; Sordariomycetes; Hypocreales; Nectriaceae. The record is from RefSeq and is a predicted model, not a curated record.
AUGAGUACAAUUCUACCACUGUCUUUGAGCAGCGUUGCAUUAGCUGUGUCGCUACUCUCGUGCUCCCAUGCACUGCAGUCGGCUUUUCGCCAAUCGAGAAAUGGUAAGGCGAAGGAUCAGUUUUACCAAGAUGAGGAUGGCUGCGCAUCGCCAAGAUCUCUAGCAGAGUUUACGAAUAGAGGCGUCAAGAGCUUCAUUAUCGCAUUCUCUGCCAUUGGCGCUGGGACUUGUAUUGCAAAUCUCGUGAUAUCCAUACUUCACAAUGAUGGAGUUGAGUCGGUCGUUGAGCCUGCAAUAACUGUUGCUGCUUGGACAUUGGCUUUCAUUCAUGGCAUCUGCGUCUUCUUCCAACACUCAACAGUGGAAGCCCAAAAGCUGGGAGUAUGGCUACUAUUUACUGCCCUAGUCUUGAUAGCAUCGUCAUUGCCUCAUCUUAGGUACUUGUACAUGCACUCUCAGCAACUACCUAUUGUUUCCAUCAUUCUCCCCAUCAUCAGCACAUUUUCCGCUGUCGCAUUAGCUUUCGCAAGCACCUGUCUUCCAAGACGACCAGAAGUCUUCCACAGAAACGUUGCAAUUGAUCGCCAAUGGACUGUUUCUGUCCUGGAGCGCUUGACAUGGACUUGGGUCCAGCCUCUUUUGCGUCAUGCUGCGCAGCGAGAUGAUCUAGACACAGAAGAUGUGCCCAAGGCGGACUCACGAUUGAGAUCCCAGGACCUCAAGAAACGAUGGGAUCAAUUGACACGACAAGACUCACUUUUCCGCUCAAUUGUAGCACUUCAUAAAGGCAGGUUGUUGUUUCUGUGGGCAGUUACUCUGGUCCGUUGUGCUGUGAGCAUUCUUCCAUUCUGGUUCAUGCUCAAGAUCAUCAACGUUCUUGAAGAUGGAACGGCACGAGCGGACAAUAUACAACUGAUGGUGUUUGUUUUACUGAUGGCAUUGUCCAACUUAUUGGACUCGUGGAUGGAAGGAUGGGCGUAUUGGUACUCUCUCGAGAGCCUCGCCUUACCAAUCCGGUCUCAAAUCUCGGGCAUAAUCUUCGGCAAAGUACUACUCCGCAAGAACAUCAGAACCGCAGGUGGCGACGAAUGUGCAUCCGAGACUGACGAGGCCUCUGACGAAGACACACCUUCCCUCAAGUCUCACCAAGCUAUUGUCAACCUUGUAGGUAUCGACACAGAGAGACUCUGUUACUUCUUCCAGUAUCACUUUCUCAUCAUAGCCGGUGUCGUCAAACUCAUCGUCUUUUCCAUUUUCCUCCUUCUCAUUCUAGGAUGGCUUCCCCUCACCGCGGGUAUCAUGGCAUGGGCCCUCACUUUACCUCUCAAUACCUGGUUCUCUGGUAAAGUACUCAUCGAGUCACGAGCAUUGAUGAGACAUCGCGACAUCAAGCUAUCCAAGGUCAGUGAAGUCCUUACUGGCUUGCGUCAAAUCAAAUUCUCAGCUCUGGAAGCGCAAUGGGAGCGAAGAAUCCUUGCCCUACGAAACGCUGAGCUUGCGACUUUGUGGAAGUUCUUCCUCGCUGAUAGUGGCCUUUUCGCAUGCUGGGUCAUCAGCCCGAUUUUGCUUGCUGUUGCAUCGCUGACUACCUACGUCCUUGUUCAUGGUACACUAUUGCCUUCGGUUGCGUUUGUCAGUAUUGGGAUAUUCAAUACCCUUGAGACGACACUUGGUUCUCUGCCAGAGCUGUUUACCCUGGGACUCGACUCUUUGGUCUCAUUGAAGCGAAUCAGCGUUUAUCUAGACGAGCCUGAGAAGCAGACUGAGUUGACGCUGAGCGAUACUAUCAGCUUUCACAAUGCCUCAGUCGCCUGGCCAAGUAACGGAGCCCCGGAAGUCGGCGAUUUCAUACUGUCUGAUCUCCGCCUCUUUUUCCCCAAUCAUGCUCUAUCUGUUGUCUCUGGCAAGGUUGGCACAGGCAAAACAUUGCUACUCUCUGCCAUCUUGGGCGAAGCGGAUCUACUCAGUGGUUCAAUCCACAUUCCCAAGAAACAACAAUUCCAGGGCAGUGAAUGGAUCGUCCCAGGAUCAAUUGCCUAUGUCAGUCAGACUCCAUGGCUCGAGAAUUGCUCUCUUCGCGACAACAUACUUUUCGGGCUGCCGAUGGAUAAGUCAAGAUAUGACAAAGUCCUCGAAGCCUGUGCCCUAUCAGAAGAUCUUAAGUCCCUUCAAGACGGUGACAAUACCGAGAUUGGAUCGAAAGGUGUCAAUCUGAGUGGAGGUCAGAAAUCGCGUGUUACACUUGCGCGCGCUGUGUACUCCCGUGCAGAGAUUCUCCUGAUGGAGGAUAUCUUUAGCGCUGUUGACUCUCAUGUCGGUGCUUGGAUCUACGAUAGAUGUCUUACUGAUGAUAUUUGUCAGGAACGUACUCGGAUCAUCGUUACUCAUCAUUUGAGUCUUGUUAUGCCUGGUGCUAGCUUUGUGGUUGAACUUGGUGACGGAGGAGUGCUGUACUCUGGACCUCCCAAACUCUCAACACACCAGCAACCGGAUGUGCCAAUCACAGGUACUAAAGACGCUGUAGACUUGAUCGAUACCUCUGAUGAUACUCUAAUCUUGAACGGAUCAGAUACUGAGACUUCCAAGUCGGAUGCUGUCCCGAAGAAGUUUAUGCAAGAUGAAACACGUCAAAAAGGCAACGUCAAGAGAAGUAUUUAUCUGGCGUAUAUCAAGGGCAGUGGCGGCUUACUUCCUUGGGCAUUGUGUAUUGGCAUUUAUCUCGCCUACCAAGCGGGAAUUCUUGGGAGAGCCUGGGUUCUUCGCAUCUGGACUGCCAAAUCAAGCACAUCGUCUGAUAACCCCAGCACCCAUCACAUUUCCGGGUCUACGUUCUCGACGACACAGUUGUUCUCCCAUCACUCGAAACAGAUUGCACCAGAUCCCAACGUCAUCUUCUAUCUGAAGAUUUACAUCACUAUUUCUUUAGCCACUGCAGUUGUGGGUAUUCUCAGAUAUCUUUCGUCAUACUUUCUCGCUGUCAGGGCCAGUAGAAGCCUUUUCGAGAAGAUGCUUUUCGCCGUGAUGCAUGCUCCUAUGCGAUGGCUCGACACAGUCCACUCGGGUCGCAUCUUGAAUCGCUUCACGGCUGACUUUAACAUCAUUGACGAGCGUAUCGCCAUGACGUGGAGUCAAUUCGUUUCGCAUCUUCUAAGACUCAUCAGUAUCUGCAUCGCUUCCUGCUUUGCAUCUGCGUACCUCAUUCCACCAGCCGUUUUGCUCUUAGCCAUUGGCGCAGUCACCGGUAACAAAUACUUGGUUGCUAGUCGACCUUUGAAACGUCUUGAAAGCAAUGCCAAGUCUCCCGUGUUUGAGCUCUUCAAUACAACACUUGCCGGUAUCUCGACUAUUCGGGCGUUUCGAAGAACUCAAACGUACCUGGAGCAGAUGCACAAUAACCUGAAUGCUUGGACCAUGACUACGUUUUACAUCGCUUUGGCUAAUCGAUGGAUGAGUUUGCGCAUGGCUCUAAUUACGGCUCUUUUCAGCAUCACCGUCGGUGUUGUAAUUAUUGUCAAGCAAAUUGAUGCAGCCCUCGCUGGCCUGGCACUAUCGUUCAUUCUGGACUUUUCCGACAGUCUUCGUUGGACGAUCCGAUCCUAUGGAGACAUGGAGUUGGAGGUGAACUCGAUGGAGCGAGUGGUAGAGUACAUGAACAUCGAGACAGAAUACCUUGGUGGGUUAAGACCGGCGGCUGCUUGGCCUACCUCUGGUAGUGUCGAAGUGAAGGACCUAGAGGUUGCGUACGCGCUUGAUCUACCGCCAGUGUUAAAAGGUCUUUCGUUCAAGAUCAAGCAUGGUGAACGUGUGGGUGUGGUUGGUCGUACUGGAGCUGGCAAGUCUUCAAUGACUUUGGCCCUUUUCCGGUUUCUGGAAGCGAGAUCUGGGAGUAUUACUAUUGAUGGGGUGGAUAUAUCGAAGCUCAAGUUGACGGACUUGAGAUCAAGCAUGUCUAUCAUUCCACAGCAUCCUGUCUUGUUCUCCGGAACUGUCCGCUCGAACCUGGAUCCGUUCGGUGAAUACACAGAUGUGCAACUCUACGAAGCUCUCACGAGAGUUCAUCUCAUCGGUCAAGACGAUACUCCUGAAAACAGCAUGUUCAAUGAUCUAUCAAGCCUGAUCUCCGAGUCCGGCAGUAACCUCUCACAAGGCCAACAGCAACUCCUCUGCAUCGCCUGUGCUCUCCUCGCUGAUUCGAAAGUCAUCGUUCUAGAUGAAGCGACAUCGGCUAUUGACAUUGCCACCGAUGUACUAAUACAAAAGAGUAUCCGCGAUUGGUUUACUGACAGGACAAUGAUUGUUAUUGCGCAUCGAUUGAGCACCGUUGCCGAUUUUGACAAGGUUCUUGUACUUGAUGGAGGGCGAAUGGUGGAGUUCGGUACGCCGCGGGAAUUGUGGGAGAAGGAUGGUGUGUUUCGCGGGAUGUGCAAACGAACGGGAAGUAAUGAGGAAGAUAACUUGAGGCAGGUUAUCAUGGGAUGA